AUGAUCUCGGCUGGCAUAUUCGUGUGCCUUUGUUUGGUCUCGGCCUUCAAUUAUUUUCGCACACGUCGACAGCGUAAAUUUAUUGCGAAUCUCAAAGGACCGUUUACCUUUCCACUUGUGGGAUCUGUAUACAAGAUUGUCUUCCUAACGCCAAGGAACUUUUUCCAGAGCAGUGCCAAGUAUCUCUCGAAAUAUGGAACUCUCAGUCGUUGUUGGCUUUUUCAUAGACUCUUUAUACCCGUCGCUGAUCUUGAGCUGGCAAAGCAGCUGCUCCACAGUGAAUCACACCUAGAAACGGGCUAUGACUUGAUGAGGGAUUGGCUGGCAGACAGUGUGCUCAUGUGUCCAUCCGAUCAAUGGCCUCUGCGACAUCAGCGUUUGGCAGCGUUCUUUCAAAAGGACAAGAUGUUGCAGCUAAUAAAGCUACUGCAAGAACAGGCGGAGAAACCAUAUCCAGAAUUGGUAGCACAAGCAGAAACUCGACAAGUUUUUAACGUGUGGCCAAUUGUAUCAGCCAAGGUGUUAGAUUUUAUAUUGGCCACCACUUGUGGAGUACAUUCAAGCGAACAGUAUAAAAAGGCAUUUGCUGACCUUACGAAACUUUAUCGUAAUCGUUUUUUAAGCAUUAAGUCGGCCAAUCGCUUAAUCUUUUGGCUGUCAUCUCCAUUUACGCGAAGACGUCAGCUGAAGCUCAUCAAACGCAUUAACGAGGAGAAUAAACGGAUUUUGGAAGAAUGUCGACAACAGAAGGUGGAACGAAUUCAGGUCAAGAAUGAGGGUAUUAAUAUAGAGCGCAUUGAGCCGACUGAAAGACUUGAUCAUCAAUCGCUAAUCGAUGUGCUGAACGGAAGCGAGAAUCUGUCGGAUGAUCAGCUCCUUGCCGAGCUGAACACCUGUAACUUUUUGGGUUAUCUUUUGUGCAGUACGACCCUCUGCUUUGCCCUGAUCCUCAUUGCCCGGCAUCCCUCAGUGCAACAAAGAUGUCUGGAGGAACUACGCAUUGCACACAGUGAGAAGGAAGAGAAUCUACAGGGAAUGUCUUACCUGGAUGCUGUUUUAAAGGAGACCUUACGCCUGCAUCCGCCACAACUAAUUGUGGGUCGUGAACUUAGCAAGGACUUUCCAUACACACACUCAAAGGUGGGCGAUGCUGCUCUUCCCGCAGGCUCUGAGGUUUAUAUCAAUCUCUACGAAAUGCAGCGCUCUGAGGAAUAUGGCCAAAAUGCCAAACAAUUUCAGCCAGAACGAUUUUUGGGCAAUUCUCCCGAGCUGCUCAGCUUUGGAAUGGGUCCUCGUAGCUGUCCCGCCCAGCAGUUCAGCCUAAUGCUGCUCAAAUCCUUGCUGGCUCCGCUGUUGCUGAAGUUCGAGUUGCUUCCCCAUGGCGAUGCAGUACGUCAGAAUUUGCAGCUGUCUCCUGGCUCACGCAAUGGCUUUCAAUUGGCAGUGAAAUUACGUUAAUAUCAAAUAUUUAAUAAAGUAGCUCAUACCGUU
Messenger RNA from Drosophila innubila, 1491 nucleotides. It is a transcript of the gene Cyp316a1, whose product is annotated as probable cytochrome P450 316a1. Lineage: Eukaryota; Metazoa; Arthropoda; Insecta; Diptera; Drosophilidae. The record is from RefSeq and is a predicted model, not a curated record. The transcript has 4 exons. Bases 1 to 1458 code for a protein of 485 amino acids. Gene Ontology annotation, molecular function: monooxygenase activity; oxidoreductase activity, acting on paired donors, with incorporation or reduction of molecular oxygen; heme binding.